Molecule: messenger RNA, 822 nt
Organism: Brassicogethes aeneus
Lineage: Eukaryota; Metazoa; Arthropoda; Insecta; Coleoptera; Nitidulidae
Source: the annotation of a GenBank genome assembly
UUGGUAUAACCUUACUUUACACUAAUUACCUAUUUUAUUGUUAAAUGUUUUAAAUUAGUGCAAAAUGAGUUCAGAAGUUGUUUCUUUGCCGCAAAAGCGGUAUUACCGUCAAAGGGCCCAUUCAAAUCCCAUAGCAGAUCAUUGUUUUGAUUAUCCUUUAACCCCAAGUGAUAUGAACUGGGAGAAAUAUUACCCGGAAAAAGUUAAACUAGGCAGUAAAAAUAAUCCAGAGGUUCAGUUUGCUGAUAUAGGUUGCGGUUAUGGAGGUUUACUUAUUACUUUGGCAACAAUGUUUCCUGAAACUCUAAUGAUAGGAAUGGAGAUUCGAGUUAAAGUUUCUGACUAUGUAAUGGAUAGAAUUGCUGCUUUGAGAUCGCAGAAUCCCAAUGAUUAUCAAAAUGUGGCUUGUUUGAGGACAAAUGCUAUGAAGUACUUACCAAAUUACUUUAAAAAAGGACAGCUGACAAAAAUGUUCUUUUUGUACCCAGAUCCUCAUUUUAAGAAGGCUAAACACAAGUGGAGAAUUAUUAACCAGUGUUUAUUAGCAGAAUAUGCCUAUGUCAUGUCUGUAGGGGGUAUUAUUUACACAGUAACUGAUGUAAAAGAUUUACAUGAAUGGAUGGUACAACAUAUUACAGAGCACCCUUUAUUCAAAAGGGUAGGGGAAGAUGAAUUGGUCCAAGAUCCAGUGGUGUCAAAACUUUUCAGCAGUUCAGAGGAAGGUCAAAAAGUGACAAGAAACAAUGGAGACAAAUUUUUAGCUGUGUUUAGAAGAAUAAGCGACCCUUAUGAAUAAAAGUAUGUAAAUUAAACACUUUUUAA